GCUCAGUGCAAUCAAAGAGUAUCAGAAUGAAUGUGAAAGCCGCGCACAGAGAACGUUCACCGUGGAUGUUCAUUACUCCUGAGGGCUUGUUUUACUCAUGAGCUGUUGUGUCUGGAGAGAAAAAGUCAUGGGAAGAAGAGGGUCGCUACUUCCUUUGAUCCUGUUUGCUCUGAUGCUGAUGGACACUGCCGCCAAGAAUUGUGUGUGCAGUGGAAAGUCACGGUGUCACUGUGAAGGAGUGAAAGGGAGUAAGGGAGACAAGGGUGUCCCAGGAGUCCCGGGUCCCCCAGGACCAGAGGGCCGCAAGGGUGCAGAUGGUCAUGCGGGGCCCAUAGGACCAAAGGGCAACACUGGGCCGGAUGGACCUGUGGGACUUCCAGGGGAUCCGGGUCUUCAAGGCAAGGAGGGAUUUGCUGGUUCUCAUGGUUUACCGGGCAUCCCGGGACUACAGGGGCCACCUGGGCAAGCGGGGGCUCCAGGCUGCAAUGGAACAGAUGGAGAAGAUGGACCUCCUGGUGCUCCUGGUGCCCCUGGACUUGAUGGACGUCCAGGUCCACCGGGUGUUUCUGGACCAAAGGGCGAAUCUCCAGUAUCGGUUGAUGGAAACCCAGGACCACCAGGGCUUCCCGGGAGAGAUGGCGAGCCGGGACAGCCAGGCUUCCACGGAAAACCUGGACCAAGUGGAGAUCCAGGACCACCUGGUCCACUUGGACCUCCAGGCCGUGCAGGGACUCCAGGAACUAAGGGUCAAGAAGGUUUAGGUGCCACCCCAGGACCACGUGGACUAAAGGGGAGACAGGGCCUACGAGGACCACCUGGACCCCCAGGUCGGAUUAAGGAGUUCUUCACUGAAAGUCUUGUGUUAAAGGGUGCCAAAGGUGACAGAGGUGAUACAGGAGAUAAAGGCUGCAAAGGUGCUCCAGGAGACCCUGGUGGGGGCUCCUACACAAAAGGAGCAAAGGGAGACAGAGGUCAACCUGGUGCAGAAGGAAAGAUGGGGAAGGAUGGUGAGCCUGGACAAGCUGGAUUUAUGGGAAGGCCUGGUUCUAGAGGUGAUCCAGGGUAUCCAGGAACACAAGGAGCGAUGGGUGAAAAGGGGGAUAGAGGUCUCCCUGGCCCACCUGGGGAACUAAAUAUAGUGGCACCUGUGGACGGGCUGCUCAAGGGGUAUCAGGGAGACCCAGGUUUUCCAGGAGAACCAGGACUAGUGGGACGCCAAGGUGUUGAGGGAUUUCCUGGACCAAUUGGCCCACCAGGAGAAUCAUUUCAGAACAUUCCAGGUCCACGAGGUCCUGAUGGGUUUCCGGGUCCAAAAGGGGAUCCUGGGGAACCAGGCAAUACUUAUACAGGGCCUACUGGUCCAGAAGGAGAUCCUGGUGAUCAAGGGCCGAAAGGGGAUCAAGGACCACGUGGACCUCCAGAAGAAAAAAAUGGCAAAAUAGUCAAAGGUCAGCCAGGAAUGAAAGGAGUCAGGGGUAUAACUGGACCGGCCGGAUAUGAUGGGAUGUUUGGAAUGAAAGGGGAAAAGGGUGAGCCCUGCUAUGAGUGUACAGCAACAGGAUUACCAGGUCCAAAGGGUCCACCCGGUCCACCAGGACGACCAGGAUAUAAUCAAGGACCGGGUGAGAAAGGUGAUCCGGGUUUCCCAGGACUUCGAGGCAUACCUGGAAGUCCAGGUCUUGCUGGUAUAACAGGAGUUCCAGGCUUCCAUGGGCAAAAAGGAGAACCGUAUUCCUAUAUUGGUCCAGGGAUAAAAGGGGAGAGAGGAGACCCAGGAUACCCUGGCAGUCCAGGAAGAGACGGCCUCCCUGGGUCUCAAGGGUCGUCUGGUCCCAAAGGUGUUCAAGGUCCUCCAGGGGAUUCGUAUCCCUACUACAAUGGGAAGGGAGACAAAGGCUUCCCAGGUCCACCUGGGCCUUCAGGCAGACCAGGACCACAUGGUUACCCUGGAGCAUUUGGAUAUGGGCCUGCUGGAGCCCCAGGAACUAAGGGAGAUAUUGGGGUACCUGGCUUUCCUGGACAACCUGGAAUUCCAGGCCAGAAAGGAGAACCAAGCCACAUCUACACCAAAGGUCUUCCCGGACCUCGUGGAUUUAAAGGUCUACCUGGAUCACCAGGCAGACAAGGUGAUCCAGGGGUUCCGGGUUUCAUCGGCAGACCAGGCUUCCCUGGACAGAAAGGGGAAAUUGGUGAUACAUCAUUUCCUGGACGCCCAGGAGACCCAGGAGAGAAAGGUGAGAAGGGGGCUCUUGGUUCCCCAGGUCCCACAGGUGUGGGUCUCCCUGGCCGGCCAGGUCAACAAGGCCCUCCAGGUCUUCCAGGACUGAAAGGUGAUGGUGGUUAUGGAUACCCAGGCCCCAAAGGUCUUCCAGGACAACGUGGAAAUGAUGGGGCUGAAGGAGCUGGAGGAGAUCCAGGAAUCCCUGGGUCACCUGGAAACCCAGGAUUACCAGGAAAUCCAGGGUCACCAGGACAGAGAGGAAUGAAAGGGUUAGUUGGACCACCAGGACCACCAGGUCCUAAAGGCUUAUGCAAUGAUUCUCUUCCUGGACCAGCAGGUCCAGAUGGUGCUAGAGGGCCUCCGGGACCCAAUGGAUUGCCAGGUGAAAAGGGAAAUAAAGGCUCUCCUGGGUUAGGUAAACCUGGCCCACCAGGUGAGUCUGGUCCUCCUGGGCCAACAGUGCCAGGCCCCCAAGGUGAUACUGGACCAAAAGGAAUUAAGGGCCAAAACGGGCUACAGGGCCAAGCAGGACUCAGAGGAGACCCAGGACCAGAUGGGUUACAACGAUUUGGGCCACAAGGAUUUCCUGGAAUUAUCGGACCACCAGGACAAAUAGGUGACCCUGGUCAUGAUGGAAUUAAAGGUUCCUGGGGUCCACCAGGAAUGAUGGGGGACCCUGGUCCCAGGGGUCCUCAAGGGCCUCCAUCUCCAUUACCAUUAGACCUAAUUGGACCCCCAGGAGACCCUGGCCAACCAGGUGAGCCAGGUGCGGUUGGUUUCUGGGGAGAUACUGGAAGUAUUGGAAUAAACGGACAAAGGGGAAAUGCUGGCGCCCCAGGGAGGCCUGGACAAAGAGGUCCCACAGGUGAGCCUGGUAUUGAUGGCACAGUUUUCUCAAAAGGAAAUCGGGGACCUGCAGGUAUCCCAGGAGAUCCAGGAAUUAGAGGCAGCCCUGGGCCAAAGGGGACAAAAGGAGACCAAGGGAUCCCUGGACCGCCGGGCAUAAAUGGGGCACCAGGUCCAAGAGGUUACAAAGGUGACAAAGGAGAACCAAAUUAUUAUGGACUUGGCCCACCGGGACCGAUUGGACAAAAGGGGGAGCCAGGAAUAAGCCAUACACAUACAAUGAAGGGUCAAAAAGGAGAGCCCGGUACUGUUGGAUCUGUGGGUCUAACUGGAAGGCAUGGGUUAAAGGGAGAACCAGGAUCGGAUGGACAAAAUGGUUCACCAGGCUAUCAGGGGCCAAGAGGUUUAGAUGGGCCUCAGGGAUGGAAAGGACACAGAGGGCCAAAUGGACCACCAGGUGCCAAAGGCCCACCGGGUCCUUUUGGUUCUGCAGGUCCUAAGGGGAACCAAGGACAGGAUGGGAUUCCAGGACCACCAGGGCAGAAAGGAGAUAUAACUGGAUUAGAGGGCCCACCUGGUCCACGUGGUCUCCCUGGCCAACCAGGUGCUCCUGGGAAUCCUGGUACUCCUGGCUUGCCUGGCACAGGAGACCCUGGACCAAGAGGAGAAAGGGGACCUCCAGGGGCUUGUGGGGGCCCUGGUCAGAGGGGACCACUCGGAAGAGACGGGACAUGUGUCCCUGGGGCAAAAGGAGACCGUGGACCUUAUGGCGGUCAGGGUAGGCCAGGCUAUCCUGGCCCACCCGGACCCCCAGGCCCUUCAGCACCUGGUUUAAAAGGGAACAGAGGAGAGCCGGGCCCUCCAGGAAGUCCAGGCUACACUGGACACUCAGGAGAUCCAGGCAUCCCUGGUCCACCUGGUCCAAGAGGCCGACCUGGGGAUCCAGGCCCAAGAGGUGCUUCCGGCCUUCCUGGCAUAGAUGGAUUCCCUGGUGACCGGGGAGAUCCUGGAUACAUCCCAGGCCCAACUGGUCCACCUGGUGGGAAAGGUUUUCCAGGACAACCUGGCAUCAAAGGUGAACGAGGGUAUGCCAAGGUGAUAUAUGAACCAGGACCCCCUGGCUUACGUGGCCCUCCUGGCAACCCUGGACUGCCUGGAAACACUGGACCAGAAGGACCACCAGGCCAACCAGGUCCCAUAGGUGUCAAAGGAGUACAAGGUUCCAGCCCAGUUGGACCACCUGGGUUUACAGGUCGCAAGGGAGACAAAGGAGUGGCAGGUGUGCCAGGUCGACCAGGCAGCCCUGGAGAUCCCGGCAAGAAAGGUCCUGUUGGUUUACCCGGCAAAGAUGGUUCAGCCUACACAAUAAGCUUCUUGAUAGCACGACACAGUCAGAGCAACCAAGCGCCACAGUGCCCAGCAGGCACCAGUCUAAUUUACUGCGGUUACUCUUUCCUCUUCAUGAAUGGAAACGAGCGAGCACACGGUCAGGACCUCGGGACGUCGGGAAGCUGCCUCCCUCGAUUCUCCACCAUGCCCUUCCUCUUCUGUGACACAGAAACAAACUGUCGCUAUGCCUCUCGUAACGACUACUCCUAUUGGCUGUCCACUGACGCCCCUAUGCUACCCUCCAUGGUUGCCAUCAAGGGGGAGAGGCUACCCUUCCACAUCAGCAGGUGCUCCGUGUGUGAAACUACCUCACAUGUCAUAGCAGUCCACAGUCAGACAACUUUGAUACCAGACUGUCCCAGAGGUUGGGAGUCCCUCUGGAAUGGAUAUUCAUUUGUAAUGCAAACAGGUGCUGGUGCAGAAGGCUCUUCCCAGCCGUUGAUAUCUCCCGGAUCAUGCCUUGAACAUUUCCGUCAAGUGCCGUUCAUAGAGUGUCAUGGAAGGGGGACGUGCAACUACUACCCUGAUUCCUACAGCUACUGGCUGGCGCCAGUAAGCACCAACAUGUUCAGUAAACCUGUUCCUCAGACGGUCAAAGGGCCUUCCCUAGAAAGUGUCAUUGGCCGUUGUCGUGUUUGCCGUAAACAAUAGCAACCUGAGAAAGUCGACAGACGCACCGACACAGAAUGUUAGAUCACCAUGACAUUCCAACAGAAUUCCUGUAUUACUCCCAUAGAAAAAUUUGGUAUUUCUCCUUAUUUUUCCCUGUUUCUAAAGUCCCUAUUCAGUUUCUGGAGAUUUAUACAUGCAACCCAGGAGGUGCUGCUGCCAGAUGACUUCUCUCCAUGCAAGACAGAGCUUUUCUUCCUGCCACUAACACACACACCGGUGACCUGCAGAGAUGCACAUACAGAUGCUGAUCAAUGGACAUCAUUAAACAACUGUCGAGCAGCAAAGGCAAAUAAUAUUUUUAUUGCAAUCUAAUAGUUGUUAUUUCACUGAUAUUGAAAACAUGAUUUAAAAAAAAAAACAGAAAUUUGUCAUUUUUGGUUAGUGUUUAUAUUCAGGUCAAAACAGUAUACAGUUCGCGGUUCACACUUCACCGUUUUUUUUUUAGUGCUUUCUUUUUCUUUGUUACAGCGUAUGAAGGUUGUUACAGGCCGAGCCUGGCCCUUUAAGAAGAAUUGCAUUGUGGGAAGUUGAGUGUCUAGCUCUUCCCUCGCUCGUCUGUCUGCACCGCCCAUUGUUUUCUGCGUCCUGAUUGGCUGUAGACCAUUGUCAAUCAAUUUCCUUCGUGCCAUCCUGCCAUGUCUCCUGUGUCAUCGCUAGCUUGCUCGCUUGCUAGCUUGUAAAUGAAUCUUCGCUUCGCUGGAGCAAUACGUUUUAACAAGGAUACAAAAACGCUACAGUACAGUGAACGACGAAAAGGUACGGGAAAGGAGUAAAAUAUGCGUGAGUCAUCAUCUUGUGUUGAUCAUUAAGGUUGAUCAGUAACAUUCGAACGAAGAUUUGAACUUUUUUGGGAGUGUUUAAACAAGAUAGAAAUGUGGCAAAAUGUUAUUGCCUGUCUGAGAAAAGUGUACUGGUACUGGGGCCCAGUACUGGUCCAUGGGUGGGGCGGAACUGGGUCGAGGAAACCUUUCAGGCGCAAUGAUAAAAAAAUACACACAAAAAAAUAAUACUUUUGCAAAUAACUAAAUACAAUUUUCAGUAAAUGCAUAUCAAUUUUGGAAAUAUGGGCCAUUAUUUUUCUCAAAAUUAAUAUAGUUUGAAGUUUUUGCAUGUUUAUGUUGUUUGUUGCAAGUGUCCCACUUUGUUUGACAGUCCUUGAACGCACCAUUCUACAUGCGCUAGCUUUCUCCCACUCUGCACAGAUUGUCAACAAUACUGUAUUUCCAUCGGGGUUUUUUUACUUCAUAUUUGCUCCUAAAAGCUGAUACUAAGUGGGAAUGCAUAAAGUUUGAUGACGUUACUGAGUGCUAAUGUGCGUAUUUGUUGUGUGCACAGCUUCAAGUUAAUUCAUGCUAGCACACUGCCUGUUAGCACACACGUCAAGCAGCGGCGCUAUAAUCUUCUCUCUGAAAAACAAACUCCAAGCUUAUCGUGGUGGCUCUGUAUUCACUUUGUGCUUUUAAUUUGAUGUUGUUCCUGUCUUAGCUUUACACAAUGCAUACAAAAUGAGAUCAAUUACAUCGCUAUAAGAAAUGGAUUCACCUAUUCCACCUAUAAAGCCCUUUAUUAAAACACCUCUAAAAACUCUCCAACAACCUUUUAGUGUUUUAUAUACAUGCUGUGACCAUGUAGUAACAGGCACUUUCAUGAUAACAUUGUAAUAAUGAUAGUAUUGUGGUCAUUUUAUGUAUUACCGAAACCUCCUUCCCGGCUGCAUUGAUUUCACAGAGCCCAUAGCAACAAAUGCUACUCACGUGAACAACAGCAGCAUAGAGAGAGCGUUUGCUACCAGUAAUCAUGGCAGUCUUCGUGAGAGCCACCGCGACGACUGCAUUUUACUUUUACACCCCCCAGGCAGACAAUAAGGCAGAUCCAGCUAAGCCUUUCUCAUAGCAUUAGCAUGUAGCACUAGUGCUAAACCUUUCACAGACAAAAUAAAACACUUACAAUGUCUGCUCUCGCUGGGAUAACGACUGAUGGGAUGGUUGUCUUUCAGCACAAGACUCGUGCUCCCUGUUGAGCUGGUAAAUUAAUUUUAAACUAACAAGCGUUGCAGCAACUUCAGUAGCUUACGUUAACGUUUGUCACUAUGCCAAAAAAGUAAUUCUUCGGUGUUAGCGCCUACAAUAAAAAUGCCACUGUGGGUUGGUUAAUAUGCACACUGUUGGCGUUUUUUUAGGUUGUUUUGUUAGGACUUCAUAGACUUCAUUUACUGUGGAAAGCACACAAAAGGGAAAGACGUGUGUUUGUGUCUCUCAUAAGGAUUGUGGAUGAUGGGCAAAAAAAUGUUUAAGGAGCGAUAGUAAACAAAAUCAAUGAUUUUGUGUAUAAAUAUUCUGUAAGUAUUUGAUAAAAAUACAACCCAAACAACUUAUUUGACAGAUUUUAAAUCAGACUGAGAUAUAUCGCAAAGUAGACGACAUGUUUACACAAAUCUUAUGAUGUUACCAAAGCAUUGCUUAUAUGUUUGACACUAAAAUUCGCAAAAUUCAUAGUUAAGACAAAUCUGGCUAUCCAGUGAUCACCUGCUUUUAUUGAUUGAGCAAAAUGAUUUCCUUUGACUGUUUUUUUGUGCCCAAGCUAAAUAAUUCUAAAGUGCAAAUGGACGAUUAAAAUAUGAAUUCAAUCAAAUAAUAACAUGCAACUUUGAAAAGGUCACAACAUAAACGCAAUAAAUAAUACAUUCAAUAUCAUUAUUUAAGUUUAUAGUUCAUUAAUUAAUUCACUCAUUUGUAUUUUUGUUUGUUUUUAUUUUGGCAAAAAAUAAUCACAGAAAACUCCGCUCUCUCUAGCUCUGUGUUUUGCUGCAAAAUUGUGCUUUUGGGAUUAACAUUCAUCAUUUUCAAUUAACCCUAAAAACAUAUUGCUGCAGUUGUUGCACAAAAUCCUACGGAAUUCUCUUGAGAAAAGAUUCUGACCAAUGUCUAGUAUGUGCGUAUCUGUUAUAUGCUACUUUGUUGUGUAGAACACUGACUUUAUGGGCCUUAGAAUAAAACACACCUCAGUAUUUAGCAAAUGGAAUAUGAUUUUAAUGGCAGCUGUGCAAGCGGAAGGGGCCGAUAAUGCUAACGUAUGUUAAAAUUAAUGAAAUGAGUAGUGAGUCGAUACAUCUUACAGGGGUUGUAGUGUGCCAUGAGUGUUCAAUUACUGUAUUGCUGUGCAUUCAAGCUUGUGAUACAGUGCAUCGUAGGAAAUGUAGCAAUAGCUCCUGUAAUGUAAAUAAAAUACUCCCUUUGGUCACUACGUUAAGUACAAGAGCGGCAUAAAAAGAAUCUGCCUUUACAAAGCUAAAAAUAAUUCUCCUUUUUGACCGACACUGUCAUUUAACAAUAUGUUUAUUAUGGGGUUUGUAGGUUGCCGCGGUGUCAAGCUGCAUUGCAUCAUUCGGAGUACUGUUUCUCGCAUGAAUUUGUAUAAUUCCACAGGAAAUGACACAAAAUUUGAGAUGUUUGGGAUAUUAAUGAAAAAUAACACUUCUACUGCUGAUCUGCGGCACACAAAAUGGUGACAUGCAGCUGUGCUGUGUUGCCUGUACUAUUAUAUUCCGGACAAAUACACCACAUGGUAGCUCUGUUGUAAAAUCCCAAACUUUGACCCCAUAAGUGGAAUUGGCUUGAAAUUUCUCACACAGCUCGACACAUUCUACUAAAUACCCAAUGUAACUUUAGACUGUUUGGCCGAAUUACCAUGAAAUUAGGUACACACUUUUAAGGAACUGACAAACCCGUUUGUGUAAAAUUUGAAGAAGAUUGGUUGAAAAACAUGCUUGUCAUCAAGCGAAACGUCUUUGCAGGCAUGAGUGGGAUUUAGCAAGUAAUUGUCCAUAAGCCAUUGACCAUUUAUUUAUCUAAUGACUAUAACAAAUUGAGGAUAUCUGUAUUAAAAUGUAUGCUAACAUGUCUUCCUAAGCAUUUUGACCAAAAAUGUCAUAUGUAUAGUCAAUGUCCUUAAUUUAUAGUCAGUCGAUUAGAAUGUUCAAGAUUAUACUAGAACAUGGAAAUGUAGAAACAUUGGAAAUAUUGGAACAAAAGAAAAAAACAGCAAAAAAAAGUGCAAAUGAAGAAAAAGUUCAUACCAAUAAUGUGCUUUUUCACCUGUUUCACAAAGCUGAGAUGCAGGAUGUGUUUCUUUAAGUAUACAGUAUAUACGACUGAUUGGUUUACAACCCUUGCAUCCUUUGACUUUUCAGUCUGCGGCCCUCAAUGGAAAAAGUUUGGACACCCCUGGCUAAACCUUUCAUAUUAUUGUAACGUUAUUGGUUUUAGUUUAUUACAAACAUGCUUAACAUUGAAGUAUGUUUAAGUCGGAAGAAGCAGAGCUUAUUUAAUCCUAACCCUUGUAGUGUCUCCGCAAUUACUGAUAAAACAUUUGUUGACUUCUUGUGUUUCAACAUAAGGUUGCCAGCUGGCCCUAAAAAAACAACUUGUCCCCAAAAUCGAGCUGAAAAGUGACGCACUUUUAUUGCCGCAUCUCAUUGGUUAAAGUACUGUGGUUUGUAUAACAGAUACCAGAAGACAAAGCCGACGAUAAAAAAAAGCAUUGUCAACAAAGACGACGACGUUUCACAGGUUUGAGUGAAAAAUAGUACAAAAAUUGUGUCACACAAAUAAAAAAAUGCAACAACAAAAAAAAUUAUCAUGCUGGUAGGGGUGAAGGCGAACAAGGUCUUAUUUAUUUUUCCAGGGGUCAACAACCUUAGUUUAACAUGUUCAAUGUUCUACGUUUCAAGAAUGUAAUAAAAGAAUAAAAGUCCAUGAAUGAUGCAAGACUUUGCAGGUUGCUGUCGCAACACGUCUUCCUGUGUGGUCAUGGGAAUGUCGAUGUUGUCAUUUAUUGCACUCGCUGUAAAAGCUUCUUGAUUUGGAAUUCGACCAACUUUGAGUCAUUUGUGCCAUCACUUUACUUUGUUAAUAAAUAUUAGCAUGUUGAAUUGUGUUGGGAAAAGGUUACAUUAUAUGACUUAUUCAUGUGGCUUGCUUCCCUUAUCCGUCUAUGCAGCUGCCAUCAAGUGGCUAAAAAACAGCAAAAAUACGUUGUAGGUAUUUCAUCACUGGAUGUUUCUGCUCUAUUCACUCAGAAAACGAUCCUGAGAGCAAUGCCUCCCUAAGGAGCUGUUACUUAAGCCUGCACAUCCAUAUCUGUCACUGCAGGGAUCAAUACAUGACAUCCCCCCACCAUGCAUUUGGUCCAAAAGGAAACAACACCAACACCCAAAAUACCAUUGUUGUUUUGGCACACACACAUAUUCCAUGUCAUCCAUUGCUGGCAGUCGAAAAUAACACAUCUUAUGUAAGAGUGCACAGAACACAUAACAGUUGAAGAGGAGCGCAAACCUCUUGUGUGGAAAGCCCCGCAUGGAUUAUUUUAAGCAAUUUUUGACAUUUGUCUUUGCCGCGUAACAGGAAACCGUGAAGGUUGUCAUUUAACUGAGAAACAUGCAACUCAGAGUUGUGGCAAAUCAACAUGCUCAACCCUAAAUCUAAUUUUAAUACCCACAGUAAUGCUAGUGGCAGUGAUAAUGCAUUUUAAUGCAGUCACACCUCGGUUUUCGAACACCGCCAUUUUCCUGUGAUUUGGUUUUCCGCAAAAAAAUGUCCCCAAAACCGUCUUGGUUAUUGUAGAAUAGGGCACUGAACACAACGUUUACCCUGUACUGUAUCAUCCCGUUGAAUCGAAUGCCCAAACAAAGCACUGAUAAAGUAAUUUGAUAAAGAAUUUGCUAAAGAAGGUGAGAAACACUGUAGAAUUCAAGAAAGAACUCAUCGCAAACUACAAAGAUGGCCUCCGCGUGGCCGAUCUCACCAAGAUGUCAUCAACAAUACAAUACAAGUUCCAUCUUUGCAAAGAAAUACAAAAUGAAGGAAGCUAAUGUUGCAAAAGGGGUUAAGAUGUCAACAAAACAGAUCGCAAACGCUAAUCUUAGCAGUCUAAGAUCUGGAGAAAUUGUUGUCGGUGUGGAACCGAUGAAUUGGAUUUAAAUUAUUUGAUAUGGGAAAAAUUGUUUCGGUUUUCAUAUACGAGACAGACCUUUGGGGAUGCAUUAUUAACAAAAAACGAGGUGUUUUCUAAUAUAACUAGACAUCCAGUACUGUCUUUUUUGCUGAUUACCCGUAUGCCGAUAUUGUCCAACUCUCAAUUUUUGAUUCCUAUAUCAAUUGAUAUGUGUCACAUAUGUCUAUCUAUCUAUCUAUCUAUCUAUCUAUCUAUCUAUCUAUCUAUCUAUCUAUCUAUCUAUCUAUCUAUCUAUCUAUCUAUCUAUCAAUGCGGGAAAACCUACAUGAUGAUGAGAUGGCUUGGCAAACUUCUGAUUGACGAAGUCGGCGGCACAUGCGCGCAUGGAUUUUAAGGCCACACCUGAAACACACUUGUUUCCUUGUUUGACAUUAUGGGAAAACCAAAAGAAAUGAGCCAAGGUAUCAUGAAAAGAAUUGUGGAGCUCCACAAGUGUGGUUCAUACUUGGGUGUAGUUUCCAGAUGCUUGUCGGUGCCCGCCCAUCUCUUCAAGCAAUAGCAUAAAUAACAUGACUGUUGGCCAAACAGUCAGGAGAUCUCAACGAUCUGGGUUUGGGCUAGCAGGCUCGGGCUCGUUUGUUAGCGUCAUACCCUAAGAAAUGUGGUCGCCCUUAAGUGUCAAAAAGCAUUUUGUGAACGCUCACUAUGUAAAACGUGGCUUUAUUAGUGGUAUUUUGACACUGUAAAGUCAAGCGUCAAACAAUCUUGAAUGCAGCAUAGAACUCCCCCUUGACAUGAGCAAGAAGUGACGUUCCAAGCAGAUGGACGUCACCUUGAAUUAAAGACAUCCGAAGGCACCGAACACGGCCGAGUGCGGACGGUUAUCAGCUCCAAAGUGUGUGCUACAGCGUGUGGCCUUCCUAACAGGAUUAUUCCACUCACGGCAUUGCACUUCUUAAAUGUUUAGGUAGCUUCACAUUGCUAAUUGUGUUAGCAUGGCUAUUUGUUGAAAGGUUGAUGCGUCUCAAGGGUGUCUUGAUUCAGAAGGACAGUUUGCUCCAUAAAUUCGCUGCACGCCCAUGACACCGCGCAAGAUUGGAUAUUAUGUUGGAAAAUAGUGCAGACUGAAAGCCAAAGUAAAGGAAUUAUUGGGUUUGUUGCUCUGGGCAACCUAUCAUUUAUUUUUAAUACACUGUGGUGAGUACUGAUAGAAAUGCUUACUUAGCUUUUAAGAUGAAGUCCCAUCUAGGCAGGAACAAGAUGAUGCCAUGAUGGUCAUUGUCAAUAUCCAUCAUAUAUAUAUUUUUUAUCGUUAAUUAAAAUAACUCUUCUUACUCAUUCCCACAAUGCUCGUUCCACUUAUUCUCAUAGGUGUCACCUUUAUCUUCUUCCCCCUGGCAUUUCCUUUAUUCUUUUUAUCACUUCCUAGCUCAGUUUCUUUUAAACUUUGGCACAAUGGAGUGCACUACUCAGCUGCAACCAGCAGAGGCACUGUUGCGUCAGUCUCAACUAGAUGUUGUGGCCUGAAGAGCAGCCAUGUGAUAUCAGCUAUGGAUAGAAACAUUUUUUACUUGUAAUGGAAGACAUUUUCUUCUUGAAUAGCAGUGAUGUGUAGUCACCAAUCAUGCUGAAAAAUUGUAAUUAAAAAAAAAAAAAGAUUAACAACAUGAUGCCUACCAUCACGCUGCACACUGAGUUGGAUCACGGCACCUGCCGGUUGCUGUUUGUGAGCAUGUGGCCAAGAAUAUAAUGCUGCAGAAACAUUUAUUAUACAGCAUGACUUUUUACAGCCAGUGUAAUGUCUUUAAUGUAAUUGUGACAUCAUUAUUCUUGCUAAUCAGACAACAAAAUACACACAAGUGUCUUAAGAGGGGCACGUGCAAUACAGUUGUAUCCCGAAGGCGUCUGGCAUGUGUCAGCUGGAAGGCUCUUGUCACUGACGUCCUACAGAGGAAAAAUAUGAUUUUUUUUUUUUUUUUUGCUAGUACUAGCUAGCAGAUUAUGAAUGAAUUUGAUUGCCAAGAUGGAGGAUUAUAUGAUAUAUAAUAUUAUAUGAUGAGAGGAAAUAAGACUGACAAGUUAGCAUUGGGAGAGUUCCUUGUUCUUUUUUUUUUACUUUGUAAAAAACAAACCUGUUACUUGUUACUUACUUGUUACUUUUUUUUUUACUUCCUGUUCUGGACAGUGCUUCCUGUGGUGGCUAUUGUCUCAUAUAAUAUUAUCACAGAGUGACCAGUGCAGAAUACCACAUAUCAUCACAAUGUUUUUGAAUGCGUCGUUUGAAUGCCUUAUAUUUGUAUUUUAGUACAUUUAGCCAUUUUUUAUGCUUGAAAAUACUUCAUUUAGGCAGGGUCUCUUCUGUUUUUGUUGCUUAAUUUAUUGGUAUAUAUGUUUAUGUGUUUAUGUUUCUUAUGUUCUUAUUCUUUCUUGUGUUUUCUUUCUUUUCUUGGGAGAAUGAACAGAAUAAGAUUUUCAUUGCAUGGUAUAACUGCUGUUUUACCAUGCACAUGA
Messenger RNA from Dunckerocampus dactyliophorus (ringed pipefish), 13591 nucleotides. RefSeq names its product collagen alpha-5(IV) chain-like. Gene Ontology annotation, cellular component: collagen trimer. Lineage: Eukaryota; Metazoa; Chordata; Actinopteri; Syngnathiformes; Syngnathidae. The record is from RefSeq and is a predicted model, not a curated record. Gene Ontology annotation, molecular function: extracellular matrix structural constituent. Bases 98 to 5107 code for a protein of 1669 amino acids. The transcript is spliced from 52 exons.